Dentiscutata erythropus is the source of this 378-nucleotide messenger RNA. The record is from the annotation of a GenBank genome assembly. Lineage: Eukaryota; Fungi; Glomeromycota; Glomeromycetes; Diversisporales; Gigasporaceae.
UGUGCUCCUGUUAAUCCACAAUACCCUAAUAUCAUUGCGAAUGUGAAUAAACGUACAAGCCCAAUUUCCUCAUUUGUUCCUUUGCUCAUCACUCAAGCUAAGCGUACUUCUCCUGAUACAAUCCCGAUCAGUAAGAAGAGCUUCAUGCCUACCGAAAUUCCGGUUAUUAGGAAACGCACUCUUCCUAUUGCAGAUGAGGGCAUUAAUGGCCUUGGUGGCCUUGGUGGUUUUGGUGGUCUUGGUUUACUUCCGUUAGCUGGUGGUCUUGGUGGCCUUGGUGGUCUUGGUGGUUUUGGUGGUCUUGGUUUACUUCCGUUAGCUGGUGGUUUCGGCGCAGUUCCACUUGCUGGUGGAUUCGGUGGAUUCGGUGCAAUUUGA